UGUUUUACACACCACACUGAAAACAUGAAGGGUCUGAUUGCUCUUCUCCUGGUGGCUCUGUGCCUUGAGGGUCUCAAUGCAGCAUGUCCUGAUCAAGCCACUCUGAAAGACGACCAUGGUAGCAAACUCUGCGCCCAGAUGUUUGAGCACAGCAGCUACUACUAUGACAAGAGCUGCACUGGCAGUUUUCUGAACGUGUAUCCUGAUGAAGACAUCCCCAUCAUGCCAAAGACCUGGGAGAAUCGUGUAUCUUCUUUGGUGGUGAGACGCGGCUGCUCGCUGACGGUGUGGUCCAAAUCCAAGAAAAAGGGAGACAAAAAGAAGUUUCCUGCUGGUGUUGUCUACCACCUGAAGGAGUUUAAGAGAGGCCUGUUUGGAAACUGGAAUGAUGACAUCUGUGGAUACUACUGCACAUGCUAGACCUGAAGACAGAGGCUCAAAAGACAUUAAUAUAUAACAUCAGUGACACAGGAGAACAGUUGUAACCCUUUGUUUUCAGAUACAAUUAUAAAUUUGGCUUACCUUAUUUCUGUUUAAUGACUGCAAAUGAUUAAAACAUCACAUAUUGCAAGAAUGUGAAGCAGAAAUAUUCAAGACCUGGUGCAUGAUUCCUUUUAAUUGCAAUAAAUUCACUGAAGCAACAUGGUCACACGUGAUUAGCAAGUUUUAAAAGGGAACCUUUUAAGAUGGAUAAAAAACAUCAUUGCAGUGAAAUAUCUGAGUUCGAAUGUAUUUAUUUGACAGGGUCAUGCACAUUACACAACAAUACAUUGACCUUAGAAAGGAUGUUUUGUGGUGUCUUCAGUUUUAUUCAUUCUGAUUCCUGCUUUCAUUUUAAUAAAGCGUAAGUGAAAAUGUAAAUUAAAA
Molecule: messenger RNA, 867 nt
Organism: Danio aesculapii
Lineage: Eukaryota; Metazoa; Chordata; Actinopteri; Cypriniformes; Danionidae
Product: syncollin-like
Exons: 1
Coding region: 25-420 (131 amino acids)
Biological process (GO): exocytosis
Cellular component (GO): secretory granule membrane
Source: RefSeq, a predicted model, not a curated record